GGGUCCCAGAUUUUGUGUCACUCAUUCAACAGCAAUAGAAACUGCCAGUGCCAAACUGAAGCUCUGGCACACAUGCCAAGAGAGACCAAGGGUGGACAUUGAUCCUUUUCCACAAAUGGUAUCACUGCUACCACUGACACCUAAGUCUUGCAUGCCCAGGAUACCACCUUACCUUCCUCAGGGGAAAAGUGCUGCUGGCAGUGUUGUCUUAGGGGGAUCAAGAAUGGAAAGCAUGCUGCAGUCUCUUUAUUUGGAGAACAGAGCAGGCUACUACUUCACACAAUUCUGUGAGAAGUCAGGGAAUAAGUUGUGGAAGAACAGCGCGUACUUUUGGUUUGACCUACAGGCUUAUCAUCAGCUUUUCUACCAAGAAACUCUUCAUCCUUUUAAAAUAUGCAAGCAAGCUCAAUUCCUUUAUGCAACUUACAUUGCCCCAUCUGCCAGUAUGGACAUUGGACUUCAUCAGAGUAAGAAAAACAUGAUUUAUCAGAAAAUUGACCCAGCUUUUGAGGAUCUUUUUGAUCCAGCAGAAGAAUACAUCCUCACUGUUCUGCUAGAACCAUGGAUGAAGAUGGUGGAAGCAGACAAAUACACUUAUGGAAAGGUGGAGUUGGUGGAAGAAACUCGACAGCUGGACUCCGUGUACUUUAGAAAGCUCCAGGCUUUGCAUCAAGAGAGUGGUUCCAAGAAGGAUGAGAGUACUGUUGCUGACACUGGUCUGCCAUCCUGCCCUGAUGCCCUCAAAGAAGAUCAGCACUUGCAUCAAGUUCCCAAAGAAUUGGCAGGUCCUAAUCUAUCUGACCUGAUCCACAACGAAGAGAAGUUAGAACAGUUCUGGGCUUUUCUUAAUGAGCAUUCUGCCAGCAUGGAUCUCAUGUGCUGGCUAGAUAUUGAACAGUUCAGAAAGAUGUUCCACAAGGAUAAAGAAAAAAGGGAGGAAAAAUCUAAGGACAUUAAAAACAAGUACUUAAACAAAAAAUACUUCUUUGGACCCAACAGCCCAGCUACCAGAGAACAACAAGAACAGCUAAUGCAUUCAGGUGGAGGAUGGGGACAAAUACUUCAUGAUCGACUUUCGGCAGUGGUUCUGCUAGAAAUUCAGCAAUGCGUCCAGAAGAGAUUAGAAGAACAAUGGCUGCCAUUGUUCCUGGCAGAUGAGCACCAUGGGGCGGAGGGACAAGCAAAGGUAAGGGACAUAACUGAAGAUCUUCCAUGCCAAAAAAAGAAGACAGCUAGGAUGUGGAAGCAUGUGGACAAUAAAUGGGUUUCUUCAUCUAGUGAAAUAAUUGCUUUCCGCAAAGUGCUGUUGAAUCCAGUGACAGCAAAUCAGUUUCAACGCUUUGUGUCACUGAAGGGAGACCUACUGGAAAAUGGAGUGCUUUUUUGGCAAGAGGUACAGAAGUAUAAGGACUUGUGCCAUUCUCAUUGUGAUGAUGUCACAGUCCAAAAAAAGAUCACAGCUAUUAUUGACUGCUUUAUUAAUUCCGCUGUACCCCCAGCUUUGCAGAUUGACAUCCCAGCUGAACAAGCAAAGAAGAUUCUGGAGCACAAGAAAGAACUAGGACCUUACAUUUUUAGAGAAGCACAGAUGACUAUUUUUGCUCUUCUGUUUAAAUUUUGGCCAAAAUUUUGUAAGUUUCGAAGCAAUUUGUCUAGUGACAAAAUUCUACUUGCCUUGGAGAGAAAAAAAGGAAAAAAGAUGAGAAAGAAGGAAGGCAAAACAGCAGAGGGUAAAGAAGUGGAGACAAAACUCAUCAGUCUGUCAAGCAGUGCUUCAGUAGAUAAGAUUGGUGUGGAGAGAGGACCAACAUCAUUUUCAAAUGGAUAUGGGUGGCAGGCUUCCUGGUCCUAUUCCAAGUACAUAGAAGCCUUGGAGCAGGAAAGAAUACUCCUUAAAAUGCAAGAAGAUCUGGAGAGAAACUCAUCAUCAUUCUUUACAG
Messenger RNA from Pelecanus crispus (Dalmatian pelican), 1940 nucleotides. NCBI's taxonomy places the organism in Eukaryota, Metazoa, Chordata, Aves, Pelecaniformes, Pelecanidae. The record is from RefSeq and is a predicted model, not a curated record.